UGCUAAAACCUGUCAUUUUUCCGUGACACAGAUUGUGUUAAAAUUUGUAAAAAAUUAUUUUAAACAUUAACAACAUGGAUAAUUUGGAAUGUUGGAUAUCUCGCAAACUGGAUGACCUUUUGGGUAAGCCAAUUCCAAGCUACAUAUUGCGACAUAUAGCUGAAAUAAAAAAGGAAGACAAACUGAUAACAUAUUUGGGAUCCAUUUUAAAUUUUGAUAAUGAAGAGCACAGACAAUUUAUUGUAGAUUUGAAAAAACAAAGAGCUAUCAUCAAAGAUCAAGCUAAUAAAAAAGGAGAAGUGAAGACAAAGGAAAAUAAAAAAAACAAACAGAUGCAAGAAACUGUAAAAGUAGAAAAAAUAGAUAAGAAGAAAUCUAAAUUUGUGAAUUUGUAUUCUCAAGAAGGCCAAGAUAAAACAGUAGUUUUAUUAAAAGGUAGACAUAAAUGUGAUUGUGAAGCAAAGAGACAUGCAUUGAUUAACAAUUGCCUCAACUGUGGUAGAAUAGUUUGCUUUCAAGAAGGGUCUGGACCUUGCUUUUUUUGUGGAGAACUUGUAUGUUCACAUGAAGAAGAAGCCACUAUUAAUAGUACAAAGAGACAAGCUGAUCAAUUGUACAAUAAAUUGAUGAACCAGAAACCUAAUAAAUAUCUGGAAGAAUCCAUAAAACAAAGAGACAAACUUAUAGAAUAUGAUCGCAAUGGAGUGCAAUGCACAAAAAUAAUUGAUGAUGAAUGUGACUAUUAUCAGUCAAGUAAUAUGUGGUUAACAGCUGAGCAACGGGAAAAAUCAAAGAAGUUUGAAGAAAACAUGAGUCAAACAAAACAUAUGUCACGUCUAAAUAGAAAACUUCAUAUAAACUUUGAUUUUACAGGCAGAGAAGUAACAGAAGACAAUUCAGUUGAGGACUUUAAUGAAUUCAAUGAAGAACAGUUUCAAGACAUCCUAGAGUCAUUCAGUGAUAGUAGUAGUAAUAUUUGCCCAAAUAUAGAAUUUAAUCGUCCAAUGUACAUAGAAUCAGAUGAGUCUGAACUACAAAUGUUGAAAGCAAACAUUCCUUUAAAGACAAGGAAUGUUGUUCAAGAUAAAGAAUUUUUAGAAAUGUGUGAUCCUGGUUUAUGUUUGAGCAUGCAUCAACCUUAUGCAUCCUUAUUAGUAGCUGGAAUAAAAGUUCAUGAAGGUCGUAUUUGGUACUCGUCGCAUAGAGGAAGAUUGUGGAUUGCUGCAGCAUCUAAAACUCCAACCAAAGAAGAAAUUUCAAAUAUGGAACAUUAUUACCGUGUUUUAAAAGAUGAAAAACUCAAAUUUCCUGAGAGUUAUCCAACGAGUUGUUUGUUAGGAUGUGUAUCUGUUGUUGAUGUUUUGCCGCAAGAAGAAUACAGAAAGUCUUAUCCAGAAGGGGAGAGUGAUAGCCCUUAUGUUUUUAUAUGUGAAAAUUUUUAUACAUUGCCAAUUAAAUUUCCAAUGCAAGGAGCACAUAAAAUUUAUAAAUUGGACAAGAAAAUUCAUUACGCCGCUCUUAAAAUUAUAGAAAAAAUGCUAUCAAAUAUUCUUGAUGAUAAUUCCUUACUAGCUCAAUCUUUAAACAUAUGCAGAUAUUCUUAA
This is a messenger RNA of Habropoda laboriosa, 1604 nucleotides long. RefSeq names its product activating signal cointegrator 1. Gene Ontology annotation, molecular function: transcription coactivator activity; zinc ion binding. The record is from RefSeq and is a predicted model, not a curated record. Gene Ontology annotation, biological process: positive regulation of DNA-templated transcription. The coding region runs from base 75 to 1604 and encodes 509 amino acids. Lineage: Eukaryota; Metazoa; Arthropoda; Insecta; Hymenoptera; Apidae. Gene Ontology annotation, cellular component: nucleus. The transcript has 11 exons.